AUGACGUCAUACCUCCUAUUUAAGAUGCAAGUCAGGAGAAUGUUUUCGAAAAUGAAAGUUGGUCAUUGGACUGGAGUGAUCGUGUUUGUCAACUGUUCUCACAAUGACUGGAAACGGACCUCUGCUUCUGCUGUUUCUGCUAAUACUUUUGCCAGGUUCUCAUCCUAUGAAGAUAAGACAGAUAUAUGUCAAAGCAGGUGAAGUGGUGACGCUGCAUUGCCCACACAGUCAUAAGGAAACCAAACCGACAUGGACCUGCUACACGCCACAGGAGACGGACCUGUCCAACCUGUCAUCAGCGGAGCAGAAUCAGAUGGGAUUUCUGAUUCAUGAGAGGAGCCUUGUUAUUCUCAGUGCUACUGUAAAAGACCAGGGGAAUUAUUCAUGCUCUCUGUGGAAUACCACCGUCCAGUCCUGGUUCAGGCUGAUAGUCUACACAACACUGUCCAGUGAUCUUGAGAGGAAGACUCAGUAUCCUAUUACAUGCUACUCACAGGAGGCGUGCACACUGACAUGUCCUGACAGAAACAUACCUGACAAAAACAUUCUGAACAUUACCACCACUGGUAUUGUAUGGAAAAAAGGAAGUGAUGUGACCACAGAUUCUUUGGUGGGUGAGUCAGUGUCAAAAGAGGUUUACUACUUCUCGAGUGUGGAUGAGGAAGACUAUGGUGUUUACACUUGUACCAGGUCGUACGUGUACCAAGGUCAAACAUACAACAAGACAUUCACAGUGAUACUGAAUGUCAAACCAGGAGGUAAAAAUGAAAAAUGGAAACAGCCAGAAAUCCUUUCACCAAAAGAAAAAGAUGUGUUUUAUGUAGAUUUGGGCUCAACACUGAUGAUCAACUGCACUGCUGUUCUGUCUUCAGAGUUUGAUGAGGUGUUGUGGUUGAGUGAAAACUCAUUUGUGGACAGAAAUCUCAGCUCAUCAGUGUUCUACACUUGGACACAGGAUAUUAAUGAUGAGGAAACAAAGAUGACAGCAUCUCUAAUUUUCAAAAACGUGUCAGAGAAGGAUCUGUCCAAACAUUACACGUGUAAACUGAUCUCUGUGUCAGAGCCUCCAAGCUUUGUCACAAUCACCUUGGCCCAAAAAGAUCAUACAUCGACCUUCAUUGUGGCUCUUAGCAUCGUAGCCAUGAUCUUAGUGGUUGCAUUAAUGGCACUUUUGUAUGUGAAGUGGAAAACUGACAUAGCUAUUUUCCUGCGAAACACUCUUGGUUGCUACAGCAGCAUCUCAGAUGGAAAGAGUUAUGAUGCCUAUUUGAUGUGUUAUAAAAGUGACUCAGAUGGAGCACUAAAUGAAGACGACAGAAAGUGGCUGGAAAAUAUUUUGGAGGAGUUUGGAUACACACUCUGUUUUCAUGACCGUGACGUCUUACCAGAGGAACCUGUAGAAGAGGCAGUGUCAGAGUGCAUAGACCAAAGCCGCACAGUAGUCCUGAUCCCCACAACUUCAGAUCCUGGUCCAGGGUCUGGUCUGCUGACCGACUACGGAGCAUUGGUGGAGCAGCACAGUCAUGUCGUAUUCAUCAGAACCGAAACAAACGGACCCAAAAGGAGUCAGUCAUUAAAGGGUUUGGAUAAGACUGGAAGAUGUGUGACCUGGAAGGGCAUGAGCUCCAGGCUGUCGUCAUCCUCUUUCUGUAAGGAGCUGCGCUAUUACCUCCCUCCACCGCAACACAAAAACAAAGAAACAACGGUUAGGAUGAUAAGACCUUAAAAUGUUUAACAAAAUACACAGUUACUCUACUGCACAGGUGUCAAACAUGCGGCCCAGGGGCCAAAUCCGGCCCACCAAAGGGUCUAGUCCAGCCCUUGGGAUGACUUUGUGAAAUGCAAAAAUUACAUUAAG
Messenger RNA from Sphaeramia orbicularis (orbiculate cardinalfish), 1858 nucleotides. Its product is annotated as interleukin-18 receptor 1-like. Gene Ontology annotation, molecular function: interleukin-1 receptor activity. The transcript has 10 exons. Gene Ontology annotation, biological process: signal transduction. The record is from RefSeq and is a predicted model, not a curated record. Bases 104 to 1726 code for a protein of 540 amino acids. Lineage: Eukaryota; Metazoa; Chordata; Actinopteri; Kurtiformes; Apogonidae.